Truncatella angustata is the source of this 1197-nucleotide messenger RNA. RefSeq lists its product as uncharacterized. Lineage: Eukaryota; Fungi; Ascomycota; Sordariomycetes; Amphisphaeriales; Sporocadaceae. The record is from RefSeq and is a predicted model, not a curated record. Bases 349 to 1161 code for a protein of 270 amino acids. The transcript has 4 exons. Gene Ontology annotation, molecular function: calcium ion binding.
GAGCAAAUCAACCCACUAACCAACCCGCUAACUUUCAGGAUUCCUUUCCCCUUCCCUUUCCUCCAAGCCGACCCAAUUCGCUAGAACUCCCUAUCGGAAUUACGCAAGGUCACAGUACAUUUAAGUACUCCGUAAUAACUUACUAACCUACGUAUGUACUCCAUUAAACUGCCCCUCCACAUUGGACCCCUGGCGGAUGAAUAGGCUCCAUUCUUCUUUGUUUGCGCUUCACAGCCUCAAGGAGACUCCGUGCUCCCAAGAAAGUGUGUUUGUUAUAUAGACUGACCCAAGUCGGAUAGCACUUGAUUUGACCUUUCUCUCUUUGUCACAUAUCAACCAAUUCCCAACAUGGCAUACAACAGACCAUACAACCCCGACGAGCUGCCCAGGUUCGCCGAACCGGAACCUAAAGGCGGCGCCGCUCCUUCUUCCUCCAGAUAUGAUAGUAAACCCCCGCCGCCGCUGCCACAGCAGCACGUGUCCUCAGGUCGGCCUCAUCAAAACUCCGAUCCUCGUCGACUGCAAUCCUAUGGCCACCCGGCCAACUCGCCCAUGUCGCCGCCACCCCAGGCAUCAGGUCCCCGUCCUUCUGCCCACAACCGCCCUCCCCCGAGCAGCAGGCCGCCGCCUUCGCCCGCUCCACAAGACGGCCACGAUUCAUCAUUGUUGCCAUUGUUCAGGGCAGUAGACAAAGAUGGCACUGGACAGCUCUCCGAGAAGGAGCUCAGCGCCGCCCUUGUCAACGGCGACUGGACGGCCUUCGACGCACACACGGUGCGCAUGAUGAUUCGCAUGUUUGACAGUGACCGAUCGGGUACCAUUGGUUUCGAAGAGUUCUGCGGGCUGUGGUCCUUCCUGGCCUCUUGGCGGACGCUCUUCGACCGCUUCGACAAGGACCACUCGGGCAACAUCUCACUCGAGGAGUUCACCGAUGCCCUCAUCGCCUUCCGCUACCGUCUCUCCACGCGCUUUGUGCGCCUCCUGUUUGACACGUACGACAAGCGCAACGAGGGCGUUAUGAGUUUUGAUCUGUUUGUCCAGGCUUGUAUCAGCCUCAAGAGGAUGACGGAUGUGUUCAAGAAGUACGACGAGGAUCGCGAUGGAUAUAUCACACUGAGCUUUGAGGACUUCCUGGAGGAAAUCUUGAAGCAGUUGAAGUGAGCGGCGAAUCUCGCGAAUGAUUGCUUCAGAAAGCAU